This is a messenger RNA of Durotheca rogersii, 1326 nucleotides long. RefSeq lists its product as uncharacterized. The record is from RefSeq and is a predicted model, not a curated record. The transcript is spliced from 4 exons. Bases 1 to 1326 code for a protein of 441 amino acids. Lineage: Eukaryota; Fungi; Ascomycota; Sordariomycetes; Xylariales; Xylariaceae.
AUGGCCCUCUUCGUAGAUCUCGAGGAAGAGGCCGAGCCUCCCCAGACGCAGCACUAUGGUCUGAAGCCCGAGUGGAACGGCGCGCGAGCGACGCCGUCGUCGUCGGGAGCCGAUGGCGCGGCUCCGGCUGCCGCAGCCGUCGCCGUUGUCGGUGGACGUGCCGGGCAGAGCCAGUCAACCGCAGACCGGGAAUCCGAGAACCCUAAUGAGCAUAAUGGGAUGGCAGAGGCUCUCGGAUGUUAUCCUAUCGUCAUGGCGAUUGCGUCGUCCAUCGACCUCAACACCCUCGAUAACCUGUCCCGUACCUGCCGCCAGGUGCACCAGGCCCUCCUGCAGUACCGUAGCACCAUCCUUUCCCACUCGCUCCACUGCGUCAAUGAGGACGUGCCCAUCCACCCCGGAGACACCUUGCGCUAUCGGGCCCGAGCUGGUAACUGGUACUAUAUGGAAGACGGCCGCGCCGGGGACUACAGCGGUAAGAGUGGAAGUUGUGCGAGGGAUAUGGUGGCCGAGUGUAGACGAUGCGGCACCGUCGUCUGUCGGAACUGCGCGAUCAAACCGCCGGCUCCGGCCGCGCUCCAUGACAGACAUCGCCGACUAUGCUUUCCGUGCAGCAAGGCUCCGCUCGGGACCCUCGUGAAACCGGCAUUGCGGCCAGAAACCCCUCUACAUGCAGAGGAAAUGCAGCGGGCGAUCUGCACCUGCGUUACGCAGGGGGUCUGGCUCUGCCAGCCCUGCGGGAGGAGCAUUCGGGGCGCUGAUCAAGACUACAAGUCCGUCUGGAAAUGGCGCAACCAAUACCGCGAUGUGCUAGGGGGGCUCGGGACCGGUAUCGGCGAAGGCGACCGGGGCGUGAUUUGCGGGCGGGAGGCGUCGUGCUGCGGCGCCAAGGAGCGGGAGCAGGAAACUGACUGCGACGCCGCCGACGCUCGCGAACAAGACGAGCAGAAUAACGGCAGCGGCAGCAGUAACGGUGGGAGCGCUAACCUGACCCCGUGGGCGACACCAUCCCCCUCGGGGUCGGUCCCGGGUUCACCGCCGGAGCGGCGGACGCCCAGCCCGCAGCUACGACCCGGGUAUGCACGCCACGAGAUCGAGGGCAUCGGUGGGGUAGUCAAGACUAAGCUCGUGCGGAUCGUGCGUGUCGGCGCAUGCGUGCCCGAAUGGGAUGACGAGAGGAACAAGGGGGAGAUACUGAGCCGGGAGGUGCGGGGCCACAGCCGGAGCUGGUGUGGCUGGUGCUGGAGGGUGAUCCCGGGCAGGAAAGACUUGGAGGCGGCGGCUACGUCUAAUGCUGCCGCCGGCGUUGGUGCGGGUAGGGAAUAG